CUUUAUCUGCUAUAGUCGAGGGCCGUGCUGCAAGGAGAGACGUCGUACUCCUGCUUGACGGUUCAGACGGAAGUAGGAAUGGAUUCCCCGCCAUGCGUGACUUUGUUCAGAGAGUGGUGGAGAAACUCCAUAUGGAUCAAGGCAAAGACCGCCUUUCUGUGGUCCAGUACAGCCGAGAGCCUGAGGCUAAUUUCUAUCUGAACACCUACACCACAAAGGAAGAGGUUCUGGAAACUGUCCGCAAUCUUAAGCACAAAGGAGGGAGACCCCUCAACACCGGGUCAGCCCUCCAGUACGUGAGAGACAGUGUCCUCACUGAUUCCUCUGGCAGUAGACGCCUGGAGGGUGUCCCACAGAUACUGAUUUUACUGAGCAGUGGAAGGUCUAAUGACAAUGUGGACACGCCAGCCUCUGCUCUUAGGGAGCUCGGAGUGAAAAUGUAUACAAUUGGCAGCAGAAACUCUGACAGUAGAGAAUUGCAGAGGAUUUCAAAAGAGCCUGGCAAUGCACUUUCAGUGUCUGACUUCAGUGACCUCCCCAGUGUUCAGGAGCAACUUCUCGAUUCCGUAGAAAAUGUUGUCAUCACUGUCACACCAACAACACCAACUGUCAUAGUUGACCAUGCCGCUCCUAGAAAGGAUGUUGUAUUCCUGCUGGAUGGCUCUGAUUACACUAGGAAUUUAUUCCCAGCUAUGAAGGACUUUGUUCAGAGGGUAGUGGAGAAGCUAAAUGUGAUGGAGAACAGAGAUCGUGUGUCUGUGGUCCAAUACAGCAGAGACCCAGAGGCCCAUUUCUAUUUGAAUACAUACACAAGAAAGGAAGACACUCUUGACGCUGUGAGAGCUCUGAGGCACAAAGGAGGCAGGCCCCUCAACACCGGGGCCGCUCUCCAGUACGUGAGAGACAGCGCCUUCUCUCCUUCCUCUGGUAGCAGACGGCAAGAGGGUGUUCCUCAAAUCCUAAUUCUGCUGAGCGGAGCAAGGUCUAGCGAUAACGUAGACACACCAGCCACCUCUCUCAAAGAGAGUGGCGUCUUAAUCUUUGCUAUUGGCACCAAAAAUUCCAGCCGAGAGGUUGAGAAGAUUGCCUCUUAUCCCAACUAUACCCAGUCUGUGUCAGACUUUUCGGAGCUGCCAAAUGUCCAACAGGAAUUCCUUGCCUCAGUGAACACUGCUGUCUUGGAGGUAACACAAACAUCACCACCGGUUUUAGUUGACAGAAGAAUGCCCCAAAGAGACGUGGUGUUCAUGCUGGAUGGUUCCGAUGGAACAAGAAACGUGUUCCCAGCAGUGCUUGACUUUGUUCAAAGAGUGGUGGAGAAACUAAAUGUGGGUGAGAGCAAAGACCGUGUCUCUGUGGUCCAGUACAACAGAGACCCAGUGGCCCACUUCUACCUGAACACCCACUCAAGGAAGGAGGAUGUUCUUGAGAAUAUUAGAAGUCUGAGACAUAAAGGAGGAAGGCCUCUCAACACUGGUGCAGCUCUCCAGUAUGUGAGGGAGAACGUGUUCACAGCCUCCUCCGGUUCUAGACGCUUAGAGGGUGUGCCACAGAUACUGAUCCUGCUUAGCGGUGGAAGGUCUUUUGACGGUGUAGACGCUCCAGCCUCUGCUCUGAAGGAGCUCGGAGUGCAGAUCCUUCCAAUUGGAAACAGGAACUCUGACAGCAGAGAACUGCAGAGGAUUUCACACGACCCUAGUUACGUAUUGUCAGUGUCUGACUUCAGUGACCUUCCGAGUGUUCAGGAGCAACUUCUCUCUGUCGUGAGCACUGUAGUAGUGGUGGCCACUCCCAUAACACCAACAGUCAUAGCCGAGGACCGUGCAGCCAAGAGAGAUGUCGUACUCCUGCUUGACGGUUCAGACGGAAGUAGGAAUGGAUUCCCCGCCAUGCGUGACUUUGUUCAGAGAGUGGUGGAGAAACUGCAUUUGGAUGAAGGCAAAGACCGCGUUUCUGUGGUCCAGUACAGCCGAGAGCCUGAGGCUAAUUUCUAUCUGAACACCUACACCACAAAGGAAGAGGUUCUGGAAACUGUGAGAGCUCUGAGGCACAAAGGAGGGCGACCCCUCAACACCGGGUCAGCCCUCCAGUACGUGAGAGACAGUGUCCUCACUGAUUCCUCUGGCAGUAGACGCCUGGAGGGUGUCCCACAGAUACUGAUUUUAUUGAGCAGUGGAAGGUCUUAUGACAAUGUGGACACGCCAGCCUCUGCUCUAAGGGAGCUCGGAGUCAAAAUUUAUACCAUUGGCAGCAGAACCUCUGACAGUAGAGAAUUGCAGAGGAUUUCAAAAGAACCUGCCAAUGCACUUUCAGUGUCUGACUUCAGUGACCUCCCCAGUGUUCAGGAGCAACUUCUCGAUUCCGUAGAAAAUGUUAUCAUAACUGUCACACCAACGACACCAACUGUCAUAGUUGACGAUGCCGCUCCUAGAAAGGAUGUUGUAUUCCUGCUGGAUGGCUCUGAUUACACUAGGAAUGCAUUCCCAGCUAUGAAGGACUUUGUUCAGAGGGUAGUGGAGAAGCUAAAUGUGAUGGAGAACAGAGAUCGUGUGUCUGUGGUCCAAUACAGCAGAGACCCAGAGGCCCAUUUCUAUCUGAAUACGUACUCAGGAAAGGAAGACACUCUUGACGCUGUGAGAGCUCUGAGGCACAAAGGAGGCAGGCCCCUCAACACCGGGGCCGCUCUCCAGUACGUGAGAGACAGCGCCUUCUCUCCUUCCUCUGGUAGCAGACGGCAAGAGGGUGUUCCUCAAAUCCUAAUUCUGCUGAGCGGAGCGAGGUCUAGCGAUAACGUAGACACACCAGCCACCUCUCUCAAAGAGAGUGGCGUCUUGAUCUUUGCUAUUGGCACCAAAAAUUCCAGCCGAGAGGUUGAGAAGAUUGCCUCCUAUCCCAACUAUGCCCAGUCUGUGUCAGACUUUUCGGAGCUGCCAAAUGUCCAACAGCAAUUCCUUGCCUCAGUGAACACUGCUGUCUUGGAGGUAACACAAACAUCACCACCGGUUUUAGUUGACAGAAGAAUGCCCCAAAAGGACGUGGUGUUCAUGCUGGAUGGUUCCGAUGGAACAAGAAACGUGUUCCCAGCAGUGCUUGACUUUGUUCAAAGAGUGGUGGAGAAACUAAAUGUGGGUGAGAGCAAAGACCGUGUCUCUGUGGUCCAGUACAGCAGAGACCCAGUGGCCCACUUCUACCUGAACACCCACUCAAGGAAGGAGGAUGUUCUUGAGAAUGUUAGAAGUCUGAGACAUAAAGGAGGACGGCCUCUCAACACUGGUGCAGCUCUCCAGUAUGUGAGGGAGAACGUGUUCACAGCCUCCUCCGGUUCUAGACGCUUGGAGGGUGUGCCACAGAUACUGAUCCUGCUUAGCGGUGGAAGGUCUUUUGACGGUGUGGACGCUCCAGCCUCGGCUCUGAAGGAGCUGGGAGUGCAGAUCCUUCCAAUUGGAAACAGGAACUCUGACAGCAGAGAACUGCAGAGGAUUUCACACGACCCUAGUUACGCAUUGUCAGUGUCUGACUUCAGUGACCUUCCGAGUGUUCAGGAGCAACUUCUCUCUGUCGUGAGCACUGUAGUAGUGGUGGCCACUCCCAUAACACCAACAGUCAUAGCCGAGGACCGUGCAGCCAAGAGAGAUGUCGUACUCCUGCUUGACGGUUCAGACGGAAGUAGGAAUGGAUUCCCCGCCAUGCGUGACUUUGUUCAGAGAGUGGUGGAGAAACUGCAUUUGGAUGAAGGCAAAGACCGCGUUUCUGUGGUCCAGUACAGCCGAGAGCCUGAGGCUAAUUUCUAUCUGAACACCUACACCACAAAGGAAGAGGUUCUGGAAACUGUGAGAGCUCUGAGGCACAAAGGAGGGCGACCCCUCAACACCGGGUCAGCCCUCCAGUACGUGAGAGACAGUGUCCUCACUGAUUCCUCUGGCAGUAGACGCCUGGAGGGUGUCCCACAGAUACUGAUUUUAUUGAGCAGUGGAAGGUCUUAUGACAAUGUGGACACGCCAGCCUCUGCUCUAAGGGAGCUCGGAGUCAAAAUUUAUACCAUUGGCAGCAGAACCUCUGACAGUAGAGAAUUGCAGAGGAUUUCAAAAGAACCUGCCAAUGCACUUUCAGUGUCUGACUUCAGUGACCUCCCCAGUGUUCAGGAGCAACUUCUCGAUUCCGUAGAAAAUGUUAUCAUAACUGUCACACCAACGACACCAACUGUCAUAGUUGACGAUGCCGCUCCUAGAAAGGAUGUUGUAUUCCUGCUGGAUGGCUCUGAUUACACUAGGAAUGCAUUCCCAGCUAUGAAGGACUUUGUUCAGAGGGUAGUGGAGAAGCUAAAUGUGAUGGAGAACAGAGAUCGUGUGUCUGUGGUCCAAUACAGCAGAGACCCAGAGGCCCAUUUCUAUCUGAAUACGUACUCAGGAAAGGAAGACACUCUUGACGCUGUGAGAGCUCUGAGGCACAAAGGAGGCAGGCCCCUCAACACCGGGGCCGCUCUCCAGUACGUGAGAGACAGCGCCUUCUCUCCUUCCUCUGGUAGCAGACGGCAAGAGGGUGUUCCUCAAAUCCUAAUUCUGCUGAGCGGAGCGAGGUCUAGCGAUAACGUAGACACACCAGCCACCUCUCUCAAAGAGAGUGGCGUCUUGAUCUUUGCUAUUGGCACCAAAAAUUCCAGCCGAGAGGUUGAGAAGAUUGCCUCCUAUCCCAACUAUGCCCAGUCUGUGUCAGACUUUUCGGAGCUGCCAAAUGUCCAACAGCAAUUCCUUGCCUCAGUGAACACUGCUGUCUUGGAGGUAACACAAACAUCACCACCGGUUUUAGUUGACAGAAGAAUGCCCCAAAAGGACGUGGUGUUCAUGCUGGAUGGUUCCGAUGGAACAAGAAACGUGUUCCCAGCAGUGCUUGACUUUGUUCAAAGAGUGGUGGAGAAACUAAAUGUGGGUGAGAGCAAAGACCGUGUCUCUGUGGUCCAGUACAGCAGAGACCCAGUGGCCCACUUCUACCUGAACACCCACUCAAGGAAGGAGGAUGUUCUUGAGAAUGUUAGAAGUCUGAGACAUAAAGGAGGACGGCCUCUCAACACUGGUGCAGCUCUCCAGUAUGUGAGGGAGAACGUGUUCACAGCCUCCUCCGGUUCUAGACGCUUGGAGGGUGUGCCACAGAUACUGAUCCUGCUUAGCGGUGGAAGGUCUUUUGACGGUGUGGACGCUCCAGCCUCGGCUCUGAAGGAGCUGGGAGUGCAGAUCCUUCCAAUUGGAAACAGGAACUCUGACAGCAGAGAACUGCAGAGGAUUUCACACGACCCUAGUUACGCAUUGUCAGUGUCUGACUUCAGUGACCUUCCGAGUGUUCAGGAGCAACUUCUCUCUGUCGUGAGCACUGUAGUAGUGGUGGCCACUCCCAUAACACCAACAGUCAUAGCCGAGGACCGUGCAGCCAAGAGAGAUGUCGUACUCCUGCUUGACGGUUCAGACGGAAGUAGGAAUGGAUUCCCCGCCAUGCGUGACUUUGUUCAGAGAGUGGUGGAGAAACUGCAUUUGGAUGAAGGCAAAGACCGCGUUUCUGUGGUCCAGUACAGCCGAGAGCCUGAGGCUAAUUUCUAUCUGAACACCUACACCACAAAGGAAGAGGUUCUGGAAACUGUGAGAGCUCUGAGGCACAAAGGAGGGCGACCCCUCAACACCGGGUCAGCCCUCCAGUACGUGAGAGACAGUGUCCUCACUGAUUCCUCUGGCAGUAGACGCCUGGAGGGUGUCCCACAGAUACUGAUUUUAUUGAGCAGUGGAAGGUCUUAUGACAAUGUGGACACGCCAGCCUCUGCUCUAAGGGAGCUCGGAGUCAAAAUUUAUACCAUUGGCAGCAGAACCUCUGACAGUAGAGAAUUGCAGAGGAUUUCAAAAGAACCUGCCAAUGCACUUUCAGUGUCUGACUUCAGUGACCUCCCCAGUGUUCAGGAGCAACUUCUCGAUUCCGUAGAAAAUGUUAUCAUAACUGUCACACCAACGACACCAACUGUCAUAGUUGACGAUGCCGCUCCUAGAAAGGAUGUUGUAUUCCUGCUGGAUGGCUCUGAUUACACUAGGAAUGCAUUCCCAGCUAUGAAGGACUUUGUUCAGAGGGUAGUGGAGAAGCUAAAUGUGAUGGAGAACAGAGAUCGUGUGUCUGUGGUCCAAUACAGCAGAGACCCAGAGGCCCAUUUCUAUCUGAAUACGUACUCAGGAAAGGAAGACACUCUUGACGCUGUGAGAGCUCUGAGGCACAAAGGAGGCAGGCCCCUCAACACCGGGGCCGCUCUCCAGUACGUGAGAGACAGCGCCUUCUCUCCUUCCUCUGGUAGCAGACGGCAAGAGGGUGUUCCUCAAAUCCUAAUUCUGCUGAGCGGAGCGAGGUCUAGCGAUAACGUAGACACACCAGCCACCUCUCUCAAAGAGAGUGGCGUCUUGAUCUUUGCUAUUGGCACCAAAAAUUCCAGCCGAGAGGUUGAGAAGAUUGCCUCCUAUCCCAACUAUGCCCAGUCUGUGUCAGACUUUUCGGAGCUGCCAAAUGUCCAACAGCAAUUCCUUGCCUCAGUGAACACUGCUGUCUUGGAGGUAACACAAACAUCACCACCGGUUUUAGUUGACAGAAGAAUGCCCCAAAAGGACGUGGUGUUCAUGCUGGAUGGUUCCGAUGGAACAAGAAACGUGUUCCCAGCAGUGCUUGACUUUGUUCAAAGAGUGGUGGAGAAACUAAAUGUGGGUGAGAGCAAAGACCGUGUCUCUGUGGUCCAGUACAGCAGAGACCCAGUGGCCCACUUCUACCUGAACACCCACUCAAGGAAGGAGGAUGUUCUUGAGAAUGUUAGAAGUCUGAGACAUAAAGGAGGACGGCCUCUCAACACUGGUGCAGCUCUCCAGUAUGUGAGGGAGAACGUGUUCACAGCCUCCUCCGGUUCUAGACGCUUGGAGGGUGUGCCACAGAUACUGAUCCUGCUUAGCGGUGGAAGGUCUUUUGACGGUGUGGACGCUCCAGCCUCGGCUCUGAAGGAGCUGGGAGUGCAGAUCCUUCCAAUUGGAAACAGGAACUCUGACAGCAGAGAACUGCAGAGGAUUUCACACGACCCUAGUUACGCAUUGUCAGUGUCUGACUUCAGUGACCUUCCGAGUGUUCAGGAGCAACUUCUCUCUGUCGUGAGCACUGUAGUAGUGGUGGCCACUCCCAUAACACCAACAGUCAUAGCCGAGGACCGUGCAGCCAAGAGAGAUGUCGUACUCCUGCUUGACGGUUCAGACGGAAGUAGGAAUGGAUUCCCCGCCAUGCGUGACUUUGUUCAGAGAGUGGUGGAGAAACUGCAUUUGGAUGAAGGCAAAGACCGCGUUUCUGUGGUCCAGUACAGCCGAGAGCCUGAGGCUAAUUUCUAUCUGAACACCUACACCACAAAGGAAGAGGUUCUGGAAACUGUGAGAGCUCUGAGGCACAAAGGAGGGCGACCCCUCAACACCGGGUCAGCCCUCCAGUACGUGAGAGACAGUGUCCUCACUGAUUCCUCUGGCAGUAGACGCCUGGAGGGUGUCCCACAGAUACUGAUUUUAUUGAGCAGUGGAAGGUCUUAUGACAAUGUGGACACGCCAGCCUCUGCUCUAAGGGAGCUCGGAGUCAAAAUUUAUACCAUUGGCAGCAGAACCUCUGACAGUAGAGAAUUGCAGAGGAUUUCAAAAGAACCUGCCAAUGCACUUUCAGUGUCUGACUUCAGUGACCUCCCCAGUGUUCAGGAGCAACUUCUCGAUUCCGUAGAAAAUGUUAUCAUAACUGUCACACCAACGACACCAACUGUCAUAGUUGACGAUGCCGCUCCUAGAAAGGAUGUUGUAUUCCUGCUGGAUGGCUCUGAUUACACUAGGAAUGCAUUCCCAGCUAUGAAGGACUUUGUUCAGAGGGUAGUGGAGAAGCUAAAUGUGAUGGAGAACAGAGAUCGUGUGUCUGUGGUCCAAUACAGCAGAGACCCAGAGGCCCAUUUCUAUCUGAAUACGUACUCAGGAAAGGAAGACACUCUUGACGCUGUGAGAGCUCUGAGGCACAAAGGAGGCAGGCCCCUCAACACCGGGGCCGCUCUCCAGUACGUGAGAGACAGCGCCUUCUCUCCUUCCUCUGGUAGCAGACGGCAAGAGGGUGUUCCUCAAAUCCUAAUUCUGCUGAGCGGAGCGAGGUCUAGCGAUAACGUAGACACACCAGCCACCUCUCUCAAAGAGAGUGGCGUCUUGAUCUUUGCUAUUGGCACCAAAAAUUCCAGCCGAGAGGUUGAGAAGAUUGCCUCCUAUCCCAACUAUGCCCAGUCUGUGUCAGACUUUUCGGAGCUGCCAAAUGUCCAACAGCAAUUCCUUGCCUCAGUGAACACUGCUGUCUUGGAGGUAACACAAACAUCACCACCGGUUUUAGUUGACAGAAGAAUGCCCCAAAAGGACGUGGUGUUCAUGCUGGAUGGUUCCGAUGGAACAAGAAACGUGUUCCCAGCAGUGCUUGACUUUGUUCAAAGAGUGGUGGAGAAACUAAAUGUGGGUGAGAGCAAAGACCGUGUCUCUGUGGUCCAGUACAGCAGAGACCCAGUGGCCCACUUCUACCUGAACACCCACUCAAGGAAGGAGGAUGUUCUUGAGAAUGUUAGAAGUCUGAGACAUAAAGGAGGACGGCCUCUCAACACUGGUGCAGCUCUCCAGUAUGUGAGGGAGAACGUGUUCACAGCCUCCUCCGGUUCUAGACGCUUGGAGGGUGUGCCACAGAUACUGAUCCUGCUUAGCGGUGGAAGGUCUUUUGACGGUGUGGACGCUCCAGCCUCGGCUCUGAAGGAGCUGGGAGUGCAGAUCCUUCCAAUUGGAAACAGGAACUCUGACAGCAGAGAACUGCAGAGGAUUUCACACGACCCUAGUUACGCAUUGUCAGUGUCUGACUUCAGUGACCUUCCGAGUGUUCAGGAGCAACUUCUCUCUGUCGUGAGCACUGUAGUAGUGGUGGCCACUCCCAUAACACCAACAGUCAUAGCCGAGGACCGUGCAGCCAAGAGAGAUGUCGUACUCCUGCUUGACGGUUCAGACGGAAGUAGGAAUGGAUUCCCCGCCAUGCGUGACUUUGUUCAGAGAGUGGUGGAGAAACUGCAUUUGGAUGAAGGCAAAGACCGCGUUUCUGUGGUCCAGUACAGCCGAGAGCCUGAGGCUAAUUUCUAUCUGAACACCUACACCACAAAGGAAGAGGUUCUGGAAACUGUGAGAGCUCUGAGGCACAAAGGAGGGCGACCCCUCAACACCGGGUCAGCCCUCCAGUACGUGAGAGACAGUGUCCUCACUGAUUCCUCUGGCAGUAGACGCCUGGAGGGUGUCCCACAGAUACUGAUUUUAUUGAGCAGUGGAAGGUCUUAUGACAAUGUGGACACGCCAGCCUCUGCUCUAAGGGAGCUCGGAGUCAAAAUUUAUACCAUUGGCAGCAGAACCUCUGACAGUAGAGAAUUGCAGAGGAUUUCAAAAGAACCUGCCAAUGCACUUUCAGUGUCUGACUUCAGUGACCUCCCCAGUGUUCAGGAGCAACUUCUCGAUUCCGUAGAAAAUGUUAUCAUAACUGUCACACCAACGACACCAACUGUCAUAGUUGACGAUGCCGCUCCUAGAAAGGAUGUUGUAUUCCUGCUGGAUGGCUCUGAUUACACUAGGAAUGCAUUCCCAGCUAUGAAGGACUUUGUUCAGAGGGUAGUGGAGAAGCUAAAUGUGAUGGAGAACAGAGAUCGUGUGUCUGUGGUCCAAUACAGCAGAGACCCAGAGGCCCAUUUCUAUCUGAAUACGUACUCAGGAAAGGAAGACACUCUUGACGCUGUGAGAGCUCUGAGGCACAAAGGAGGCAGGCCCCUCAACACCGGGGCCGCUCUCCAGUACGUGAGAGACAGCGCCUUCUCUCCUUCCUCUGGUAGCAGACGGCAAGAGGGUGUUCCUCAAAUCCUAAUUCUGCUGAGCGGAGCGAGGUCUAGCGAUAACGUAGACACACCAGCCACCUCUCUCAAAGAGAGUGGCGUCUUGAUCUUUGCUAUUGGCACCAAAAAUUCCAGCCGAGAGGUUGAGAAGAUUGCCUCCUAUCCCAACUAUGCCCAGUCUGUGUCAGACUUUUCGGAGCUGCCAAAUGUCCAACAGCAAUUCCUUGCCUCAGUGAACACUGCUGUCUUGGAGGUAACACAAACAUCACCACCGGUUUUAGUUGACAGAAGAAUGCCCCAAAAGGACGUGGUGUUCAUGCUGGAUGGUUCCGAUGGAACAAGAAACGUGUUCCCAGCAGUGCUUGACUUUGUUCAAAGAGUGGUGGAGAAACUAAAUGUGGGUGAGAGCAAAGACCGUGUCUCUGUGGUCCAGUACAGCAGAGACCCAGUGGCCCACUUCUACCUGAACACCCACUCAAGGAAGGAGGAUGUUCUUGAGAAUGUUAGAAGUCUGAGACAUAAAGGAGGACGGCCUCUCAACACUGGUGCAGCUCUCCAGUAUGUGAGGGAGAACGUGUUCACAGCCUCCUCCGGUUCUAGACGCUUGGAGGGUGUGCCACAGAUACUGAUCCUGCUUAGCGGUGGAAGGUCUUUUGACGGUGUGGACGCUCCAGCCUCGGCUCUGAAGGAGCUGGGAGUGCAGAUCCUUCCAAUUGGAAACAGGAACUCUGACAGCAGAGAACUGCAGAGGAUUUCACACGACCCUAGUUACGCAUUGUCAGUGUCUGACUUCAGUGACCUUCCGAGUGUUCAGGAGCAACUUCUCUCUGUCGUGAGCACUGUAGUAGUGGUGGCCACUCCCAUAACACCAACAGUCAUAGCCGAGGACCGUGCAGCCAAGAGAGAUGUCGUACUCCUGCUUGACGGUUCAGACGGAAGUAGGAAUGGAUUCCCCGCCAUGCGUGACUUUGUUCAGAGAGUGGUGGAGAAACUGCAUUUGGAUGAAGGCAAAGACCGCGUUUCUGUGGUCCAGUACAGCCGAGAGCCUGAGGCUAAUUUCUAUCUGAACACCUACACCACAAAGGAAGAGGUUCUGGAAACUGUGAGAGCUCUGAGGCACAAAGGAGGGCGACCCCUCAACACCGGGUCAGCCCUCCAGUACGUGAGAGACAGUGUCCUCACUGAUUCCUCUGGCAGUAGACGCCUGGAGGGUGUCCCACAGAUACUGAUUUUAUUGAGCAGUGGAAGGUCUUAUGACAAUGUGGACACGCCAGCCUCUGCUCUAAGGGAGCUCGGAGUCAAAAUUUAUACCAUUGGCAGCAGAACCUCUGACAGUAGAGAAUUGCAGAGGAUUUCAAAAGAACCUGCCAAUGCACUUUCAGUGUCUGACUUCAGUGACCUCCCCAGUGUUCAGGAGCAACUUCUCGAUUCCGUAGAAAAUGUUAUCAUAACUGUCACACCAACGACACCAACUGUCAUAGUUGACGAUGCCGCUCCUAGAAAGGAUGUUGUAUUCCUGCUGGAUGGCUCUGAUUACACUAGGAAUGCAUUCCCAGCUAUGAAGGACUUUGUUCAGAGGGUAGUGGAGAAGCUAAAUGUGAUGGAGAACAGAGAUCGUGUGUCUGUGGUCCAAUACAGCAGAGACCCAGAGGCCCAUUUCUAUCUGAAUACGUACUCAGGAAAGGAAGACACUCUUGACGCUGUGAGAGCUCUGAGGCACAAAGGAGGCAGGCCCCUCAACACCGGGGCCGCUCUCCAGUACGUGAGAGACAGCGCCUUCUCUCCUUCCUCUGGUAGCAGACGGCAAGAAGGUGUACCACAGAUACUGAUGUUACUGACUGGUGGAAGGUCUUCUGACAAUGUGGACACAGGAGCUUCUAGUCUUAGGGAGGUCGGAGUAAAAGCCUACUCUAUUGGAAGCAAAUCCUCAGACAGCAGAGAAUUGCAGAGAAUUUCAUUCCUACCUAAUUAUACCAUGUCAGUUUCUGACUUCAGAGACCUUCCCAGAUUUGAAGAGCAAAUUCUCUCUGUUAUUAGUGAUGUAACAGAGGUGACCACUUCUCCCACACCAACUAUAUUGGUGCAAUCUACUAUGAGUCGACGAGAUGUUGUUUUUCUCAUUGAUGGCUCUGACGGAAGUCGCCUUGCAUUCCCAGCCAUUCGAGAUUUUGUUCGCAGAGUCACAGAAAAUCUCAAUGUUGCUGAAAACAGAGACAGGGUUGCUGUUAUCCAGUUUAGCAGUGACGCUUUUGUCCACUCCUUACUGAAUUCCUACUUGACCAUGGGCGGUAUCAUCAAGAAGAUACGAGGCAUGAGACAUAAGGGAGGAGAUCCUCGCAACACCGGAGCAGCUCUCCAGUUUGUAAGAGAAAACGUCUUUACUGCUUCUCGUGGAAGCAGACAACAAGAAGGUGUCCCACAGAUUCUUAUCUUGCUGACUGGAGGACCAUCCAGUGACAGUGUCACACAACCUGCUAUGACUUUGCAACAAAAUGGGGUUGUAAGUUUAGGCAUUGGAACAGAUGUCAGCUCCAUUUCCAUGAUCCCUAAGGAUUCAAGCAAUAUCUUUGCCAUCAAUGACUUUGGGGAUCUUCCAGACAAAUUACAGAAUGUCAUUUCUACAUUAAAUCAAUUCUCUAUCAAAGUGUAUGGUAAGUAUACACCUGAUAAGAAUUUCCAUAUUUUCGUUCAACAUGCUGAUGCCCAGGGUCCUAAGAAGGAUGUCGUUUUCCUCAUCGAUGGCUCUGAUGGAGUUGGCCGGGAGUUUCCUAUCAUCUUGGAAUUUGUGCGGAACGUGGUAGAAAACCUCAACAUUGGUGAAAACAAGAUCCGCGUGGGCGUGGUGCAGUAUGGUGACAACCCCAGUGCUGAUAUUAACCUCAAUUCCCACACAAGCAAGGAAGGAGUGUUGAAUGCAAUCAAGGGACUGAGACAGCGUGGUGGCAGACAGCGCAACCUGGGAAGAGCAGUUGAAUUUGUCAGUCGUGAUGUUCUGGCCAGACAAUCUGGAGGCCGACGGGAAGAUGGCGUUCCACAGUUCCUGAUUGUUGUGUCGGGAGGAAGGUCCACAGAUGAAGUGCAGACAGCAGCAACGGCCCUCAAAAGGUCAGGGGUUCUCACCUUCAGCAUUGGAACCAGAGACGUUAAUCCCAGAGAGCUUCAGGUCAUGUCCUACAUUCCCAGUUACGCAUACCCUGUGGAUGACUUCCCCGGCCUCUACACUGUCCAAGGCACUCUGGUAACCACUCUAACCGAAUUGUCAGAUGAAGAAAUAGCACGGAUUCGUCCUGUUUUCCCUGACUAUCAAGAUCCUGUAAUACCAACAAUUCCAGGAGACAAGAGAGAUGUCGUUUUCCUUGUUGAUGGAGGAAAUGCCGUCCCUAACAUUCGUGACAUGAUAUUGAGGGUCGUGGAUAAGCUGGAUGUUGGCCUAGACAAUGUUCGUGUGUCCGUUGUGCAAUACACCGAUGACACCAAGCUAGAGUUCCUUCUCAAUGAACAUUCUACCAAAGAUGAGGUGAAGGCUGCUGUGCAGCGAAUGCGCAACAAGGGUGGCAACCGACUCAACACGGGACAUGCUCUUGACUGGGUUUCAAAGAACAUCUACCAAAGAUCAGCUGGCAGUCGUGUUGAAGAGGGUGUACCCCAGUUCCUGGUUUUGGUUACAGGCGGCAAGUCCACAGAUGAUGUGUCUGGUCCUGCUAACCAGCUGAAGCUCAACAUGGUGGCACCAUUGACUGUCGGAGCCAAGAAUGCUGACUCUGAUGAGUUGAAGCUCAUUGCUUUGAAGCCAGAGCUGACAUACACUGUGCGUGACUUCAGACAGUUGCAAACAGUGGAGCAGCAGCUCCUGUCCUCUGUGAAGACCAUGACGACUAAGGACAUCACAGAUGUGACUACUACCAUAGGUACCACAAUUACCACAGAGGUGCUCGACCUUGGAAGAAAGGAUAUCAUCUUUCUUGUUGAUGGAUCAGACAGCGCUGGCUCCGGUGGACUUGCCCAUAUACGUGACUUCAUUUUGAAAGUUGUCCAGCAGCUAGACCUGCAUCCUGAUCGAGUGAGGGUUGCGUUAGUUCAGUAUGCAGAUAGAGCCAAAACCGAAUUCUCCCUUAACACCCACUCCAACAAGGAAUCGAUCGUCUUAGCUGUCAAGAGGCUUCGUCAAAUCGGUGGUCGUGGAGGAGACUUGGCUUCAGCCAUCGACUAUGUCAUGAGGAACGAAAUGAAGGCUUCUGCAGGGUUCCGGCCUGCUGUGGCCUCUCAGCACCUUGUAGUUCUGACGGGUGGAAGAUCAAUCUCAGAUGUGUCCAGUAAAGGCGCUAUCCUAAAGGGGGCAGGGGUGAACUGCAUUGGCGUUGGUGCUGGUGCAGCUGAUACAAGACAACUUGCCCAGAUUGCCACUUCUGCUGAUGAUGUCCUUAAAGUGCAGGCCUUCCCCAACCUUCCUAAUAUCGAGAAGCAGCUCAUCGCAAGGAUUAAAGGGGGCAUAUUAGAAGAACCACCAACAAUUUUUGAAGAGCCUACUGAAGGACUACCCCAGGCCAGGGCAGCUGACAUCGUGUUUUUGGUGGAUGGAUCCAUCAACCUGGGCAAGGACAACUUCAGAGAGGUCAUGGAUUUCCUUGUGAACCUCAUUGAUGCCUUCUACAAUGAUAAAGACAGCUUGCAGAUUGGUCUGGCCCACUUUGCUGCUGACGUGACUGAUGUCUUCUUCCUGAAUACAUACCAAAACAAGGAUGACAUCAUUAACGCACUUAACCAGGCAGAAUACAAGGGUGGUAACCGCAUUAACACGGGAGCAGCCAUCCGUCAUGUACAGCAGAACCAUUUUGUGAAGGAGAAAGGCAGUCGGAAGGAUAUGGGCAUUCCACAGAUUCUGAUGAUCAUUUCAGGCGGCAAAUCAGCAGACGAUGGCAAGUCAGCAUCCCUUGGAAUAAAGGCCACUGGAGUCCGUGUCUAUGCCAUUGGUGUGGGUGACCUUCAAGAGGAGCUUGCCGGUCUGGCGAGUGAGGCAGCUACAGUGGCACGAGCAAGCAUCUACCAGGAGCUCUCAGAACUGAACGAGCAGAUCCUGGUGACAUUGGACGAUGACCUGAAAGGCAUUAAACUGUGCACUGGGGUGCAAGAAACCACAAGAUCUUGCAGCCUAGAUGUCCUGUUGGGAUUCGAUGUCUCCUCGCAGAACAUAUUUACCUCCCAGAGAAACCUGGAGACAAAGAUGUCUGCCAUCCUUCAGAGAAUCAUGAAACUUCAAGCCAUCAGCUGCACUUCCGGCCAGGCUCCUACCAUCCGAGUGGGCAUGAUGGCCUUGGACUCAGCCUCUGAGCCUGUGCAUCUGGACUUCACGGACAACUACUUGGAACUUCUGGAAGCCUUCAAGAACCUGCGCAGCCGCGGACCAUUUAUCCUCAAUGCAAAGACCAUCGAUACCUACACUGCUAGGUUCAAAACUGAGCCUGCGGCAUCUGUGAAGGUUGUGAUUCAUCUGACAGACGGUCUGGAUGGACAGUAUGGUCAGAUGAAGGCACGGGUUGAGAACCUGAGGCUUUCCGGUGUGAACAGUUUCAUCUUGGUGGGUCUGGAGAGGGUGCCACAAUUUGAAGAGGCAGUGCUUUUAGAAUAUGGCCGUGGGUUCAGAUACACUCGCCCACUGCGUGUUAACCUGAUGGAUCUGGACUAUGAGAUCCUGGAGGAGUUGGACAACAUUGCUGAGAGAGAGUGCUGCUCAGUACCCUGCAAAUGCACUGGUCAAAGGGGAGACCGAGGUGGCGUUGGACAAUCAGGACUAAAGGGUGAACCAGGAGCUCAGGGAUAUAGAGGACAUCCAGGAGAUGAAGGUGGUCCGGGUGAGAGGGGUCCUCCAGGGGUCAAUGGAACCCAUGGGUUCCAAGGCUGUCCUGGACCAAGAGGUGUCAAGGGUUCUCGAGGAUAUUCAGGAGAGAAGGGGGAAUUCGGAGAAAUCGGCUUGGAUGGAAUUAACGGGGAGGAGGGUACUAGCGGAGUGGUAGGCCCACCAGGAGAACGUGGUAACCCAGGAGGACUGGGAGCUAAAGGUACUAAGGGACAGGCUGGAGACAUAGGACAAGCUGGCAUCCCAGGAGAUCCUGGAACCACAGGGAAGGACAAUACCGUGGGAGGACCAAAGGGAGAUCCAGGCGAUGCUGGCCCUGCUGGAGCAUCAGGAGAGGAUGGCAAACCAGGAACUGCAGGAGAACCAGGAAGGAGGGGCGCCGAUGGAAGAAGAGGGCCACCUGGACAAUCUGGUGCUCCUGGAAAACCUGGAGUAGAUGGGCUGGCAGGAGAGCCUGGGAUUGCAGGAUCAAGAGGACCUAUUGGACCUAAUGGAUCACCAGGGCCAAUGGGUGAGGCUGGAAAUCCUGGACCAAGGGGUCCUGGAGGAGUUCCUGGAUCAGCUGGAGAUAAAGGCAGAAGAGGAGCUGUGGGUCGUAAGGGUGAGCCUGGAGAUUCAGGACCUAAGGGGGUUGUAGGACCCUUGGGACCACGAGGAGAGUCUGGUGAGGAUGGUCGUGAUGGUUUUGGCGUCUCUGGACCUAAAGGAAGAAGGGGUGAUGAAGGCUUCCCUGGAUUCCCCGGACCAAAGGGAGCUGCCGGUGAUCCUGGAACUAAUGGGGGACCAGGACCCAGAGGAAACCGCGGACAGCGGGGUGUUUCAGGGGAUGUUGGUGGAUCUGGUCAGAAAGGAGAGCUUGGCUACCCUGGACCUUAUGGCCAAAAAGGACCUCGAGGACAGAGUGUGGUGCAAUGUGACCUGGUCAAAAAGAUUCGUGACAACUGUCCUUGUUGCUAUGGUGCCCAAGAGUGCCCUCUCUACCCCACCGAGAUGGCCUUCGCCUUGGACGCAUCUGAAGGCGUGGCGAGGCCGUUCUUCAACAACAUGCGCAACACCAUCACCCAACUGGUGAGCAACAUCACCAUCGCCCAGGGCAAGUGUCCCCGCGGCGCGCGCGUGGCCCUGACCCUUUACAACAACGAAGUGACCACGGAGGUGCGCUUCGCCGACGCCAUGAAAAAGAAGGGCCUGCUGGAGGUUGUGGAGGGCCUGCAGCCACAAACCACACGCAAGAAGCGCAGCCUGGCCACCGCCAUGAACUUCUUGGCCCAGAACACCUUCAAGCGCGUGCGCAGCGGCUUCCUGGUCCGCAAGGUGGCCGUGUUUUUCGUGGGCGGCCCGGUCAAUGUCACGUCGGCCUUCGGCGCUGCCGCACUCCGCCUGAACGAUGCAGGCAUUGCCACAGUCUUCCUUCUGAACCGUGACGAUCGCGCGCUCACCAGAGCACUAAGGGUCAAUAACACAGCCUUGGCUCAGGUGAUUGUCCUUCCCUCUCCUGGCUCUGCUGAAUACAACUCAGUCAUCAGCAAGAUCAUGAGCUGCCACAUCUGCUAUGAUUUCUGUGCUCCAGAUAGCGUGUGCGACUACACACCACCCAGCAGCUCCAGAGACAAGAGGUCCUUCAAGUCGGACCUGGACAUUGACAUGGCCUUCGUGAUGGACAGCUCAGAAAGCACAUGGCCGUCUGUCUUCGCUGAAAUGAAGUAUUACGUGGCCCACAUGGUGGACCAACUGAAGAUCUCCACAGACCCAGCCAACUCUGCCCACCACGCCCGUGUGGCCGUGGUCCAGCACAGCCCCUACGAGUACCUCUACAACCACACUGGGCUGCCCGUCCACGUGGCCUUUGGCCUGACUGAGCACACCUCGGCCGUCGCCAUCCGUAACUUCCUGCUGGAGAAGACGCCACAGCUGGAGGGCGGUCGCGACCUGGCGAUGGCGCUGGAGGGCACGGCAGAGCACGUGUUUGAGACGGUUCCACACGCACGCAACCUGCGGGUGAUGGUGCUGAUGGUGACGGGCUCGGUGGAGGCGCAGGAGGAGAGGCUAGUGAGGGCCGCCACAGAGGUCAAGUGCAAGGGCUACUUCCUGGUGGUGCUUGGCGUCGGCGAGCGGCUGAGCGCCGGGGACGCCCGUGUCCUGACCCGUGUGGCCAGCGAGCCGGCCGACGUCUUCUUCAAGAGGGUGAACAAAGACGCUGGCUUCUAUGAAGAUUACAUUCAGAACUUUGCCCGCUUGCUGCCCAAAUAUCUAAGCCUUGAUAAUGCCUUCUACAUGUCACCUGAGGUAGCUAAAAACUGCAAGUGGGUCCAGAAUGACCAGCCCCACAAAAUGCCAGAAACUGUGAACAACAUGCACGAGAAGCAUCAUACUCACCAUGAACAGCAGGCAGGCCGUGAGAAACACCCCAAAGACCUCCAUCCAGGGGAGUUGCACGUGUCCGACGUCACCUCCCACAGCCUGAGCCUUCGCUGGGCCAGUGCCCCGCAGCCCGAUGGCGCUUACUUCGAGGUGCACGUGGUGCGGCUGCAGGAUCAUACCCCAGUGCUGCGAAAGAACAUCACCCAAGCCCACAUCAACCUCCACAGCCUGGAGCCCGCUCAGACGUACCACGUGGCCAUCACGGCCCGGUCCGCUAAGGGAGAAGUCUUAGGAAUAUUCAAGGGCAUCUUCACUACCAAAGGGGUAAAGCCAAAGAUUACAACAGGGGUUCACUUAACCGGUGUUGCCUCCACAGCCCCUUUGAGCAAACCACAAGUUGAGUCUGAGAUACACUCAGAGUCAUCCCAAACCAAGAGUGGCCCUGUUCCUGUGGACAUCUGUCAGCUGCCUAAAGAGGAGGGCACCUGUGUGAAGUUUGUGCUGAAGUGGUACUUCGAUUCCCUCAGCAAGAGCUGUACCCGCUUCUGGUACGGAGGCUGCGCUGGUAACCUGAACCGCUUCGAGACCAAAGAGGAGUGUGAGAGGACGUGUGGGAAAGCAGCACCAGCCAGUUCAGGGGUCAUCGCAGCAGUAAGAACCUAGGGGGAACAUUCAGCUCUCAACCUCAACCGACAGCAGAGGAGAAGGAAGUGACACCAAGACGCUGUGCCAAAGUGAAGGUGCAUGCACUGGAUUCUGACAAAGGAUACAAUCCAUAGAAAUCUUGAAGUAAUAUUUGUUUUGAAGUUCUAUUAUGGUGUUUUUAGUUGUUAUUGUUUUCAGUGCCAUAUUGUAAUGUUCCAGGACAAGAACAACACAUCUUUUUUAAAUGAUUGUUUCAUUUGUAAGGUUUUUAAAAAAAAUGAAAUAAAAACAAGAUAUUUACCUUAUAUGAAUAUCUUGGUCUAAGAGUAACAGGAAAUUUUGCACAGUUCUUAAGAUGUCACCGCUCUCUAUUCACUUCACAGUAAACAAGCUUGCUGGCAUCAGUAUCUGUUGCGAGUGAGAAAUGUCAAACACAAAUGAUCCUCUCAAGGACAGUGUAUUCAUAGCCAGCAAAAUAGUCACUUACACCACCACAGUUGUAUCUCUUUUCUAUUGUUGUUUUUGUAUAUCAAAGCUACAGUUUCACCUCUUGUUGACAAAAGGAAUUGUUUUUGUAUAACCAAAAAAAAUGCACCUCUUGGGCCAGUGGCUCGAACAUAAAAGUCAGGUCUCAAAUUUUGAAAUGUAUGAAAUGCCCUUCCGCUGUUUUUUUGGUGCUAGUUUCCAUUUCACUGUGCAUUUUCUUGGGGAAAGGGGGAAAAAAAGAAAUAAAUUAGACUUUAUACAAAACCAAAA
Molecule: messenger RNA, 19532 nt
Organism: Clupea harengus (Atlantic herring)
Lineage: Eukaryota; Metazoa; Chordata; Actinopteri; Clupeiformes; Clupeidae
Gene: col6a3
Product: collagen, type VI, alpha 3
Exons: 59
Coding region: 93-18794 (6233 amino acids)
Molecular function (GO): protein binding; serine-type endopeptidase inhibitor activity; extracellular matrix structural constituent conferring tensile strength
Source: RefSeq, a predicted model, not a curated record